AUGUCACCUACUACUACAACUUCUACCAAACCACCCGCAGAAAAUCUGGUAGUUGAAGGAAGUUCCUCGCAAUUAGAACCAGUUGUUCAGCAGCCAGAAAACGGUAAUUCAAACCCAAAUCAAAAUCAACCAGCUCCAGCUCACGGUCCCACUAAAUUGCUCACCCCAAGUCAUUUGAAAAACUACCCAUUGGUUAAAACAAGCUCUACUAUUAUAGGCUAUAUACCAUUGAGUGGAGUUGCUAUCAAUACAGGAAGAUCUACACUUGGAUUUAUUCGAAACUAUCAACCAUUCAAGUACAUUGUUGAGACUGGUGAUAAGUAUUCCAACUCAAUUUUGGAUCAAAUAGAUAAGUGGAUACCAAGUUUGCAAACAGUUGAAGUUCAAGAUAUAACCGAUCCAAUUACUACACCUGUUGUUCAUGCUGUUGAUACCGUUCAACAUACAAUUAGUGGAAUAAAUGAAACUGUAUCGAGAAACAUUAUCGAGCCUGUUAAUAAAAACAUUGUGGAACCUACAAAAACAAGAAUCGUUGAUGCCAAAGAAGGUUUCCAAGCCCAUGUUUACGAUGAGAAUGGAAAGGGGAUAGUUUCUAGCCAAGCAGACCCCGUAAUUGGACCCAUAAAUGAACAUUUGGAACAAUUUGUUGGCUCACAUUUUCCCGAUCAUAAAAAGACUUCAAGCGACGGUUAUUCAAGUGAGAUUGCUAGAACUUUCAAGAUUGUUGGGAAUAUCAUCACAAGAGAGAAAGAAGAUCCAAAGGGAAAAAAUGAGAAAAGAAAAUGA
This is a messenger RNA of Lodderomyces oxycetoniae, 786 nucleotides long. RefSeq lists its product as uncharacterized. The coding region runs from base 1 to 786 and encodes 261 amino acids. The transcript has a single exon. The record is from RefSeq and is a predicted model, not a curated record. Lineage: Eukaryota; Fungi; Ascomycota; Pichiomycetes; Serinales; Debaryomycetaceae.